AUGAAGACUGCGAUUCUCAGCGGCCUCUCCCUGCUGGCCGUGGCCAUGGCCCAGCAGGUCGGCACCGAGGAGCCCGAGGUUCACCCCAAGAUCACCUGGAAGCGCUGCACCGGCACCAACGGCAGCAACUGUGCUACCGUCAACGGUGAGAUCGUCAUCGACGCCAACUGGCGCUGGGCCCACAACGUCGGCGGCUACGAGAACUGCUUCGACGGCAACGACUGGACCGGUCUCUGCACCGGCGCCGAGGACUGCGCCAAGAACUGCGCCGUCGAGGGUGCCAACUACGGCGCCACCUACGGUGUCUCGACCAGCGGCGAUGCCCUCACCCUGAAGUUCGUCACCCAGCACAACUUUGGCACCAACAUUGGCUCGCGCACCUACCUCAUGGAGAACGAGUCCAAGUACCAGAUGUUCACCCUGAACAACAACGAGCUGGCCUUCGACGUCGACCUGUCGACCAUCCCCUGCGGCAUGAACUCGGCCCUCUAUCUCGUCCCCAUGAAGCCCGAUGGUGGUCUCUCUGACGAGCCCAACAACAAGGCUGGUGCCAAGUACGGUACCGGUUACUGUGACGCCCAGUGCGCCCGUGACCUGAAGUUCAUCAACGGCAAGGGCAACAUUGUCGGCUGGGAGCCCUCGCCCACCGACGACAACGCCGGUGUCGGUGCCAUGGGAUCUUGCUGCGCCGAGAUCGACAUCUGGGAGUCCAACCGCGAGUCGUUCGCCUUCACCCCCCACGCCUGCAAGAACAACAGCUACCACGUCUGCACCGACACCACCUGCGGCGGUACCUACUCCGAGGACCGCUACGGCGGUGGCUGCGACGCCAACGGCUGCGACUACAACCCUUACCGCCUCGGCAACACCGAGUUCUACGGCCAGGGCAAGACGGUUGACACACGCUCCAAGUUCACCGUCAUCUCCCGCUUCCGUGACAACGUCUCCGAGCAGGUCUUCAUCCAGAACGGCAACGUCAUCAUUCCCCCCAAGCCCACUCUCGCCGGCCUGACCCAGUUCAACGCCGCCAUCACCCCCGAGUUCUGCACGGCCUACCCCACCAUCUUCGGUGACCGCAACCGCCACGACGAGAUUGGCGGACACACUCAGCUCAACGCUGCCUACCGCCUGCCCAUGGUCCUCGUCCUGUCUGUCUGGGCCGACCACUUCGCCAACAUGCUCUGGCUCGACUCCAUCUACCCCCCCGAGCGCCGUGGCGAGCCCGGUGUCGCCCGUGGCCGCUGCCCCGAGACCGGCCGCACCCCCGCCGAUGUCAUCCGCAACCACCCCAACGCCUCCGUCACCUGGUCCAACAUCCGCUUCGGCCCCAUCGGCUCCACCCACAACACCUCCGGCGCCGUCAGCCCCCCGGUCACCCCUCCCAGCUCGACCACUCGCCCCGUCACGCCCCCUACCACCACCACCCGCGCCGCCACCACCACCACCCGCGUUGCUCCUCCCACCACCACCACCGCCUCCACCGGCGGCCCUACCGCUCCCAAGUGGGGCCAGUGCGGUGGCCAGGGCUGGACCGGCCCUACCGUCUGCGCCGCCGGCUCUACCUGCCAGGCCCAGAACCAGUGGUACUCUCAGUGCCUGUAA
Molecule: messenger RNA, 1602 nt
Organism: Verticillium dahliae VdLs.17
Lineage: Eukaryota; Fungi; Ascomycota; Sordariomycetes; Glomerellales; Plectosphaerellaceae
Product: exoglucanase
Exons: 1
Coding region: 1-1602 (533 amino acids)
Biological process (GO): carbohydrate metabolic process
Cellular component (GO): extracellular region
Molecular function (GO): cellulose binding; hydrolase activity, hydrolyzing O-glycosyl compounds
Source: RefSeq, a predicted model, not a curated record